UUACACAUUUAAACUAUGGAAUUUAAACACAACAGGUUUCAGUGUUACAGUUUAAAUAAAUUAUUUAUGCUGUAGUUUUUAUGACAUUAUAGAGCACACCACACAGAGCUCUAUGAAAACAUAACGUAAAUAGUGCUAAUUUGUUGAUCGUUUACGAAAAAAGCUGUUAGAUUUUGAAAAUAAUGUAGUGCCUUAUCAAAAUAAUUAAUUGUGGUAUUUUAUGAAACAUGAGUUUUUUAUCAGAAGUUUUGUCAGCUGCUGAAAAGACAGAAAUUGAGAUUAUUAAAACUAAAAUACCGGAGUUAUCACAAGAAAUAACUGAUUUAAAAAGUGAAAUAUGGCAUUACAUGAAUAAUGUAUAUAACAAAUUUAACGAGCGACCUCAGAAAAAUAACAUUUUAUUGAAGAAGGCAACAACACUUUCUGAAGACUUGGACGUUUUAAGAAAUACUAUUGAAGAACAUCUCAGAAAGGACAUUCCAAAAAUAGAAAACGAUUUAAGCACAUUAUCAUUAGAAAUAGAGGAAGCUGAUAUAAUCCUUUCAGCUGUUUCAAAAUUUGUUGUUCUUCAUGAUCGUUUAAUGAACAUCAGAAAUUUUCAAGAGCAAAAACAAUAUAUUGAAUGUGUGAAAGAAAUUCAAUCCGCUUACUCUGAAAUAAAUGAAUUGGAGGUGGAAGAAGAAGUAAAGAGAGUGACCACAAAUAUAAGAAGAGAUUUAUUGUCAGAGAGGACCCUGGUAUGUGAAGCAUUGGAUAUUAUAUUUGGUGAUAAUAUAUUACUUAAUAGUAGUUGUGUAGGUUCAAAAACAGAAAAUACCAUAAGGAUUAAUUAUGAAAAUAAUACCUUUAAAGAUGCUUUGGUUGCUUUUCACAUGUUAGAUAGUAAAAUUUUUUUAUUGCAACAAAUAUCUAAUUUCCUUAUCAACGAAGUUUGCUUACCUAUAUUACAAAAUGUUGUAUUUAUUAAUAUAGUAGAUGAUCAAAAAAGCUACUCUUUUGUGUUGACAUAUACAGCAAGUACAGAAGUACCAAAAUACCAAGACAUUUUUUCACAUUUAUUGAAAGUAUUUCAAUAUUUGCAUACUCAUUUUAAUUAUCACCUGACUGGAGAUUAUUCAACUUUGCUUUAUGUGGUAAAUGAAAUUAAAAGUUCAUUGGUGGAGUCAGUGAUAAAAUAUUGUUUAUUGAGUACAGUUCCUUCAAAUGAAGUAGAAUUGGAGAAGUAUGAUGAAAUUCUUACUGAUAUUUCAAAGUUUGAAAGCCAGUUACACAAAUACUCUGUAUUUGAAGAAAAAGAAAGUCCUUUUACUGAUUACAUGAAAGAUAUUGAUAAAUUAUAUGUGAACAAAAAAUGUCAGGAGUAUACAGAAAUAGCAAUUAAAUUAAUGAAGAAAGAUCUUCAUGAAAUGGUAGAAACUGGAAUAUUAAUUAAAAACAAACCAUUAUUAGAAGAUGCACAUGAUUUUCCAAAAUGUUCUGUUUCUAAAAGUGUGCUAGAGCUGUUAAAAUUAAUUGAAAACAUGCUUCAAAAAGCAAUGGAAAGCCCUGAAGUGUGUGCAAAACGAAUUGUAAGUGCAACACAAAACAUAUUAAACAUGUAUGGCAGUGUGGUAUCUGAAAAUCACCAAAAAAUGCUUCAAACUAUUCCACAACAAGUUGCUCUGUUUAAAAACAACUGUUGGCAUCUCGCUUAUAAAUUGGACAGUUGGAACGAAUUGUACAAUAAAAAAAUUAAGUUUAUCAACGAUGCCACUCUAUUUAAAGAUCAAUCUCACCAACUACGCUGUUUCGGAGCGGAUGUAUUUCGACACUAUGUACAAGGCCAAGUGCAGCAGAUCGAAGAAAUACUUAAAAAUUCGAGUCUAGGCGAAUUGCAAACUUUGAGUAAUUCAAACAAUAAUAUUGAAAAGGCUGUACGUCAGUGCAUUAGACAACAGGAGCUUCUUCGAACUGUUUGGCAUAAGGUUUUAUCAUACAAUGACUACAACGAAACACUUGGUUACAUUUUUAACUCUUUUUGCACAAAACUCAUGGAAUUUGUGCUUUUGGUUGAAGACUUAUCAUCGGAUAUUGCUGAACAGUUAGCUGACACCUUUAAAAUUGUACAGACCCGAGGUCCAAAGUUAUUUACAGAACCAAAAGAAAUUAAUAUGUAUGUUGAAGUUUGGUAUAGGUUUAAUGAACUUGUUUUUAUGUUGAAUGCUAGUCUUGUUGAAAUAAAUGACAGGUGGGCGGACGGUAAAGGACCUUUGGCGUUAGUUAUGAAACCGGAAGAAGUUAAACGUCUCGUUAGGGCUCUUUUUCAAAACACAGAUCGCAGAGCUGCACUUCUUGCUAAGAUCAGUUAGCAUUGUAAAUGUUUUAAUUUACUUCCACAUUUAUAAAUGAAUUAUCAUCAUACAUGUAUUAUGACCGAGGGCGUUAGCGCCGCUAAAUAAAUUUUAAAUUUGAAAAGUA
Agrilus planipennis (emerald ash borer) is the source of this 2457-nucleotide messenger RNA. RefSeq names its product centromere/kinetochore protein zw10 homolog (gene Zw10). Gene Ontology annotation, cellular component: RZZ complex; nucleus; chromosome, centromeric region. The transcript has a single exon. The record is from RefSeq and is a predicted model, not a curated record. Gene Ontology annotation, biological process: mitotic spindle assembly checkpoint signaling; mitotic cell cycle; endoplasmic reticulum to Golgi vesicle-mediated transport. The coding region runs from base 228 to 2348 and encodes 706 amino acids. Lineage: Eukaryota; Metazoa; Arthropoda; Insecta; Coleoptera; Buprestidae.